GCUCCCUACCAUCUUGAGUCCGAGGGAGGGAAGCGAGCUGGCUCCUGGCGCUCUCGCCUCUCUUCUUCUCCCUCCCCAGCAGCAGCUGGGCUGCUCGGAUAACGUCAUCGCUUCCGCCCAGCUUCCUCCUCCUGCUGGCGGCGGUAAGAAUCCAACAUGGAGUAAAAGGCAGCGAUGGGGCUCGGACGGGGCCGCCGGCUGCUGCUGCUGCUGCUGCACCCGGGCGCACUGACCGACGCUGCGCCCCGCUGCCUUCCCGCGCGCUGAGCGCACUCCCGCUGCCCUCGUUCCCUCUCCCCGCCUUCCCCCUCCUCCGAUCCUCGCCUGCAACCAACGAGGCCUUAGCAAACACCCGUCUUCGGCUGGCUGGCUGGCUUCCUUCCUUCUCGGGCCCCCCUUCCCCAAAGCGCAGGCGGCCUCCCCGCAUCCCCCGCGCGCUCUCUGGCUCUCCCCACAAUGUGAAGCCCAGGAAAAAAUGAAGAGGCGCAGCCCGGCUGCCCGCGGCAGGGGAUGAGCCUAACGGGGGAGAAAAUGACCGAAGAAACCCACCCAGACGAUGACAGCUAUAUUGUGAGAGUCAAAGCGGUGGUUAUGACUCGAGAUGACUCCAGUGGAGGAUGGUUGCCACAAGAAGGAGGCGGUCUUAGUAGAGUUGGCGUCUGCAAGGUCAUGUGCCCAGAAGGCAAUGGAAGAAGUGGAUUUUUGAUCCAUGGGGAAAGGCAGAAAGACAAACUGGUGGUAUUGGAAUGCUACGUGAAGAAGGACUUGAUCUACACUAAAGCAAACCCUACAUUUCAUCACUGGAAAGUUGACAACAGAAAGUUUGGGCUUACUUUUCUAAGCCCUGCUGAUGCACGAGCAUUUGAUAGAGGUGUGAGGAAAGCCAUUGAAGAUCUUAUUGAAGGAUCUACAACUUCAUCUUCAACAAUCCACAAUGAGACAGAAGUCGGAGACGAUGACGUCUUUACAAAUGCUACAGACAGCUCUUCUAAUUCCUCUCAAAAGAGGGAGCAGCCUUUGCGAACACUAGCAUCUCCUCCAUCCUGCGAGCAUCACAGAAUUUACACCCGGGGACCUAUACAUGACCAGUUUAGCUCUGACCACUACCAUCUAGAACAAUCACUCCCACGGCCAUAUCGACACGUCAGCUUCCCAGAUGAUGACGAGGAAAUUGUGCGGAUUAACCCACGGGAAAAGAUCUGGGUUACAGGUUAUGAGGACUACCGCCACACUCCUAUGCGAGGGAAGUACAUUGAUCCGGAUGACGGGGACUCGUAUGUGCGGUUUGCCAAAAGUGAGGCCUCAAAGCACGAUUACAAUUAUCCUUACGUAGGCAACCCGGACUUUGACCCAGGUGAAGACAUCAAGGGUGCUGUGGUAAAGACUCAGCCUGCCAGAUGCAAACCACGUCGGCGAAAGGAAGACGGGGAGAGGUCGCGGUGCAUCUAUUGCAGGGACAUGUUCAAUCACGAGGAAAACAGACGGGGUCAGUGCCAGGAUGCUCCGGACAGAGUCAGAAGCUGCAUCCGCCGAGUCAGCUGUAUGUGGUGCGCAGACAGUAUGCUCUAUCACUGUAUGUCUGAUCCAGAAGGAGACUAUACAGACCCUUGUUCUUGUGAUACUAGUGAUGAAAAGUUUUGCCUCCGGUGGUUGGCCCUUAUCGCCUUGUCAUUUAUUGCCCCUUGUAUGUGCUGUUACUUGCCCCUCCGGGCUUGUUACCACUGUGGGGUCAUGUGCAGGUGCUGUGGUGGGAAACACAAAGCAGCUGGAUGACAACACUCAAAGCUUGUGAAGGACUUUCCAUUUUCCCCUCUAACUAAGGAGAACCUGGUCUGGAGCAGAGUCUCAAAUGUUCCAUGCAUCUUGACGCAGCCCAGAGAGCCUGGUGGGAUCCAGGAACCACCCAUUGGCUUGUCCUUUUCUCUCUCCCACAUGGCUGCUAUGCAUUGAUUGCUCACUGAGUUCUAACAGACUAAUGUGCAGCAUAGACUUUUGUAUUAAUCUGUAAUCAAGCCGAAUGUCUUGUACCUGUUUAUACCUCCCCACCCCCACUGAAAGGAGAUUGAGGUGCGAGUGGUUGAGCGUGGUGGACUUCGGAACAUCUCAAGUUUGUAUCUGUACUCGGCAAGCUACUGUCACAUGUGGGAGUGUGGUAUAAUGGAGUGAAUUCCCAUUUUAGAGUGUGUUCAACUUGCAGCCAGUUAACUGUACAGAACAUGUGUGAGUAACCAAUGUGUACCAUGACACAGUAUUGCUGACAAUCUUUGUUGAGAGAAUCCAUGCAAACUGCAGUUUCUUCUUUAGGGUCUGCUCAUCAUUUCUGUUGACAGUUGCUUUGCUUGAAGAUCAGAGAAAUCCUCCAGUCAAGUGAAAUGUGGGAAAUGAGCCUUAGUAUCACCUAUAAUGUUGAGCAUCUGUUUCAGACCAAUUUUACACAGGAAAGGGAAGCUUUAAGUGUCUUUAACCCCCAUCCCACCCUCAGUCUCCCUUCCAGAAUCCUUGGCUAAUACAGCUUUACUGUUCACUCUACAGAAUAAGACGACUUUAUUUUUCAGUGCGUUCAUUUGAAACAAAGGGAAGCUUCACACCAUUCUAAACUGCCCCUAUCCCCCUGUACUUGUGGUGUAUCUUAUGUAAAAGAGGGAAUGUUGUCAGGGUUUGGUUUUUAUUUUGUUUAUUUGUUUGUAACUACAUACUAGGAAUGGGGAACUGCUCUAACCUAACAAGCAUCUGGAGUGGCAGCAUUUCCAGUAUGGAUCCAGGAGCUCCCUGCUUUCCAGUAAGUUCCAGGCUUAUUGAAAAUACAGGAAGGCCUCCACUGCAGGCUGUCGUUUUGGAGCCUGGACCUAAAGGCUUUGGGAGGCGCCAGCCCACCUCCCCACCCCACACACAGUAUUUACCCAGAACAGAAUAAAAAGGAUUGCGGGGGGCAGGGGGUGUGGAGGCCCUGGAUUUUGGCCCGGACGUCCAGGGGUAAGAGUGCCUGUAACUGCAGGGAAGUCUGCCCGUCUUCCCUACAGCUGAUGUUGGCUAUGGGGUUGAAUCUAGCAUAGGAAGGGAACUGGUGCCAUAGAAGCCCUUCACUUCCCCACCACCCACCUGACAAUAACCAAGAUGCAGACAGGAGCAUGGGCGAUCUUUAUCAACAUUAUUAGUUUCCAUUUUCAGAAGCACUCAUCUGAUUUUUUUUAAUUUACUGUAUUAUUGAAAUUGUCAAAAAAUUUCCACCUCUCUGCAUCCAGUGCAGAGAAGCCCGACAAAACUGGCCAGGCUUAUCAGUUGUACUGGGAGAUGAGCUGUAGAGGUGUGGGAGAGAAAUUCUUUAAAACCAUUGUCAAUUCCAUCAAAAUACUACUGGGUGAGCCCGCAUCUCUCCCCUCCAAUUAUUUUAAUUGACUUGCUCAAUUUUAAUAGUUCUUUUUCAGUUUUAUUUUCAGUAUCUGUUCCAGCAUUGGUCUGCAUUCAUCCCUCUUUAUGUAAUUUUUUUUUUUAGUGCUCCUCCCCCCGUUCUGAUCUCUAAGCUAUGGUACAUUUCAGAAAGAUCAUCCUUGCAAUGUCAGGUGCCCACACGUGCACCCCUCCACUUGACAUUCUGUAAUGCAAGCCUGGGCCAUAGUUUCUUAACCUUCACCCAAGAAAUCCAGUGGCAUGAAAGUUAAGUGGCCCCACUGCCACUUCUAGAUAGAUACCUGGCUAUCAUUGCUUUCUGAGUGUGCUAGAUGUACCACCACCACAUCCUGACAGUCUCAGAUGAAGGCAGGUUAGUGGCCUCCGCCCCCCGACCCCACAUUGGAGCAUUUCAGUACAGGAGAGAGAUGCUCAAGUAAGAGAGAGCUUAAAAAAAAAAAAAAAUCCUGCCUGCAUCUAAGGCUGUAAUAUUGGGGGUUGGUGGGGAAAGGAAGAAUUUAGCAUAGUGCCUUAGAUUGCUAGUCCUGGGUACAGGGAAGUAGUAGUUUGUGCAGUUAAUUUUGGAAGCCCUUCUAGAAUCCAUGAUCUACUCUGGAGUUUUGGUGGAGCAAAUGAAUUCAUUUGACCCUAUCCGUCACAAAAGGCAGGCCAGAAGUGUUGAGAAAUAAAAUUCUGCUUUCUGCCAGAACUCAGCAGAGCAGGACCAACUUAGAUCUACCCCUGUAUACAUGCCACGUGGAGCCACCUGUGGCCUUGGAUCUUGGUGGAAUGUUUGUUCCUCUUGCUGGAUGCUUCCAUGUCUUCUGUGCACAACCCAGCCAAAGUUAAACAUAAGGUCAUGUGCCAGGGUCCAUCUGCUCCCACAUCCAACACUGGAACACCACAAGGCAACAGCCCUUUCCUGUUUUCCCCCAGCAAUUAAUAUUUGGGAUUAUGCUGCCUUUUCAAAGGAAGCCCUGUUGAGCUGCCAGCGGGGGUUAACAGGCUUACCCAGCAUGGAUCUAUAUAAUUCCCCUUUAAAGCCAUUUCAACCAGUGGCCCAUCACCACAUGUGAUGUCAGCAAUUUCCAUAAGUGUAAGAAGUACUAGUCUGCCCUGAAUCUACUGCCAAUAUACUUCAUUGGAUAACCCUGAAAUUUCUUAGUAGUAGCUCAUUCAUUGAUCAAUUUGUAAGCCUCAGUGCUGUGCUUAGUUGUCUUAACACUUUACCCAUGUGGAAAGUGUGCCAACCCCUGAUCAUCUUAGUUGUCCUUUUUUCUACACCUUUUCCAGCUCCAUGAUAUCCUUUCUUUGAGGGGGGUGGGGAGCGAGCGAGCAACCAGAACUGUAACAAGUAUUCCAAAUGCAUCCACACCACAGACUUAUAAUAAUAAUCAUUACAAUAAUGACCCUUUCAUUUUCGGUCCCUUUCCCAAAAAUCCGUACCAUAGAAUUUGCUUCAUCUCACUGCCAUUGCAUACCAAGUUGAUGAUUCUUUUGAGCUAUCGCAGCAAGCUCAAGAUCUCAUUUUUUUGAUAGCCGCAGCCUGUUCAUAUCUUUGGAUGUUUUACCCCAAUUUACAUAACUUCAAACUUAUACUUUAAGUUCCAUGGAUUUCAUUGGAAAAAAUUUAAGCAUGUGCUUAUCUUGCUGAUUGGACUCAAUGGAGCAUAUAUGUUUACAAAAAGUCCCACUGAUUUCAUUGGCAUUUUCUCCCAAAUAUGUAUAGCAUUGUAGCCUUAAUAAACUAUGCUUGGAAUAUGCCCUAAUCUUGUAACAUGUAAAGCAGCCGUUAAAAAAACAAAACCCUAGAUCCCACCCCCCUACAAAAAUCAUUUAAUUAUUAUGCAAAAAUCAUUAAAAUUGUAACCAAUCUAGAUACAAAUAUAGCAGAUUACAUUAAAACAUGUAAGGUUUCUAUAUAGGGAAAGUGUACAAGCAUGAGGAGUAAAGUCAUCACUGAUGAAUACACUAAAAUAAUUAUUUUACACAAUAUAACCUCACUUAUCCAGACUUCCAAGAGGGCAUCCAAACAUCUGUAUAAGACGACAAGGGGAGAAGUCGGAGUAAUAGUUGACUUGGUCAUGGUAGAAACGGUGAAUCCUAGAUUAAUCAAAUUUCGGAGCAAAAUGGGGUUUCUACUGACUGUACUUCACAAAGACGUUGAUAUUGCUCCCUCUUUUAGUCUCUUAAGUCUUUGGACCUGCAAAGCAGAUCUGCUUGCACUGUGAUCAUGGAGAAUUUCCAGUGGAAUCAUGUCUGACUGAACACUUCCCAUGUCAGGUUCAGUGCCAUAAUGUGCAGGUGGAAGUGUAGAAAGUACCAAGGGGUGAGGGUGGGGAGUGCUAUGGUAUUACGGGGUUUCCCAUCAUGUGGCCUACACUUACCCCCCUACUGUGUUUAUCUGCUGUGCAGACUACAGGGUCAGCAUGGGGCCAUGGCUUUCAGCUCCCAAAAGCCAGCAUAGUUGGGGCUUGAAAAGAACCCAGCAAUGACAUGCCUUAGGUCAAAGCUGGAGAAUUCCCAGGCACCUGCAUACCCUGGUGUCUUGAAAGGAGACACUAAGAACUUGGCCAGCCCUGCAUGAGAGAGAGACCCUGUUGAAAUGAGUAGGAACUCCCAGCAUUGAAAACAUGUUGAUUUUCAGUAGAACUUGGCAGUGCCUAAAGCAUGCAUGCUUUGCAGGGUCUGUAUCUAAUUGGCUUUGAUAUUUGGUUGUGAAAUACGUACAGCAGGGUGAAAUGAUACUUUAAUUUUGUGUGGGUUUUGAGUUUCUUUCUUUAAAGCCAUGUCUUAUGUACAAGGCUUGUAAUUAGCUGGGGAAAUAAUAUUUUUCUAAUAUAUGACACGGGAUAGCAAAAUACUUUUUAUUCAAAGGAAUAAUGUAGAGCAGUUUAGCUAUAAUAUAGCAUAGUACAAUCUGAAUAUUCUGAGGCAGCUAGGCACUGGCUUGUGAAAACUGGCACUGCUGUUCCUGCCAUAAUUUCUUUCUGCAGUUGAUUGCCAGUGAAUGCAUGCCCUUGCCCUCUCCCUCCUCCUCAUUGCACGUUGACAUGAGUCUUAAAGGAAAAGGAACUUGGGAUUUUACUUUUGCCAAAUAGAUACCUAGCCACAUGCUUACCACUCCUCCCAUAUGUGAAAUGGGCCAGCGGCUCCAUCUAGGAGUCCCGCAGCUUUUAUCACAUUAAACUACAUAUGCAAUGAUGUGUGACGUUGUGCUCAAAUCCUGAUGCUUGAGUCUAUCUGGAUGUAACUCUGGCACUGACAGUGAUUUGGCAGAACAGAUAUUCGGACUACCUGCGUGGGCACAUUGCAAUAUCCACUGGGCCAGUUCAAAGCGUGUAGGACAGAAUCCAAAGGCCUUUCCCUGAGUGACACUUACAAGGCCUGUUUCCAGACGCAGACCCUGGCACCCUACCCAUGUGUCGCCUGACAAGCCACUCCUGAAACUCAGGGGACCAUCCGGAGAGGAUGCCAAUGCAGUCUUGAAACAAAAGGGGAAACCUGGGUGUGGGUGUCUACAAGGAGACACAUGCAUGUGCCUAAAGCGAUCUUUAGUUGGGCUCCUUCUUGCCUAGCUUUUGCAAUAUGGCGGUUUCCCAUGUUGCAAAGCUACUGUCGGAACUUCCAGGUCAUGUGCUAUGAUUCUUAUGCAUACCAACGUCACCCCACUCUCUGGGAGGAGCUAUAGCUUGGGCAUCUCUCACAUGAGCUGGAACUUCCCAUGUUGCCUUUGCAGCUUGGAAAAGAGCCAGAGUGUGGCAGCUCCCACUUCACAAUUGUAAUGCAAGGGGUGGGCCCAGAGCUGAUCACCUAUAUCCAUUAUGCAGAAUAAAGUGAUAGAAUUCUGGAAUUCUGUACCACUUCAGACUAGUUGGGGGAUAGGUUUUUUAAAUCCCUGCCCAUGGGUUUUUUUAAAAAGCCUAACUUCCUGUAGGAAGCUAGCACAUCAUAACUCUUUGUGGUGAUGUGAGUUGAACAAUUUAAAAAAAUGCAAUCCCCUAACUGCAGCCUGCAGUUGUACAGUGCAGAACUCCACCACCUCAUUCUGCAUAAUGUUCAGAUUAGUUCGAGAUCUCUCUUGUGUAUGUUCAAUAUUCAAGGUUUCAGAUUUAUAUAGAGUUCAAUGUUAUAGCAAUUGUUAAGUUUUAAUUUCGUAAAAACCGAAUGAUAAAUGGUAAGGGAAGUUGUUCCAACAAAAUUUAAUUCUUUGUAAACUUGUGGGAAGAAUAAAAUAUUUUUGUGCCUGAUAGCAAAUGACAAAUCUCUCAAGGGUUCCUAGCAAACAUCAAGCCAGCCUCAAAUAAAAAGUGAUGGAACAUCGUGUUUGUUUUUGCAAAUUGUUCCACUCUUCUGAAUUCCUGUAAGAUCUUGCCCCCUACAAAGCACAACACUACAGAAGAGAUCUUACGGAUUCUGUCCCAUUUCUCAGUAUAAGUGCCCCUAUUUAUUUCACUAAAGCAGACAUACUGCAAGCCUUGAUACGUCGUCUUCUGUCAAUUCUCUCUUCUCCUUGGCUUUGUUUUAACCUAUGUUGGGUUGUCUCAUGUUUGUUUUUCUGUGUGCGUUCAAGUGUUUGUCUUUUUUCAUUUUUGAAGGGAGCAGCAAAAUGGGCACAAAGAUAGAAAUGGGGGGGUUGGGAGGGGGAUUUUUUGUAAAUAUUGCUCAUUUAUUUCCACAGUGUAGCUGAGCAGUGUGUGGUAUUCCCACCACCACCCCUGCCAGCUUUCCCAUACUGACAUCAAUCAUCUGAAAAAUGAUUCAAAUUUUAUUUUUGUAUCUGUGGUAACCAUCCAUUAACCAAAAGGUGUGUGUUUUUACAUUUGUGCCCCCCCCCAUUGUGGUUUCCUUUUUCAAGCAAUUGCUCACAUUAACAAAUUUAAGUGCCUGAAGCAAACCCCCAUUAUGAAUUUGUAUGCUAAAUGUCUUUUGUCUUGAUUUUUAUAAGCCUUUUUACCUCUGUGUAAAGAAUAUAUAUACAAUUAUAUGAUGUAAAUUUUAGUUCUUAACUUCUUUUUUAUUGUUUCUAAUAUGUAUGAUCAUUGUAGCUAUUGCAUUCAAAAUGUACCAUGUAAAUAUAAAUACAUCAUAUCACCAUGA
This is a messenger RNA of Hemicordylus capensis (graceful crag lizard), 8487 nucleotides long. RefSeq names its product sprouty related EVH1 domain containing 2 (gene SPRED2). The record is from RefSeq and is a predicted model, not a curated record. Gene Ontology annotation, molecular function: protein kinase binding. Gene Ontology annotation, biological process: multicellular organism development; negative regulation of MAPK cascade. Gene Ontology annotation, cellular component: membrane. The transcript has 6 exons. The coding region runs from base 511 to 1773 and encodes 420 amino acids. NCBI's taxonomy places the organism in Eukaryota, Metazoa, Chordata, Lepidosauria, Squamata, Cordylidae.